This is a messenger RNA of Falco peregrinus (peregrine falcon), 7931 nucleotides long. RefSeq names its product solute carrier family 7 member 5 (gene SLC7A5). The record is from RefSeq and is a predicted model, not a curated record. Gene Ontology annotation, biological process: amino acid transmembrane transport; neutral amino acid transport. NCBI's taxonomy places the organism in Eukaryota, Metazoa, Chordata, Aves, Falconiformes, Falconidae. The transcript has 10 exons. Gene Ontology annotation, molecular function: neutral L-amino acid transmembrane transporter activity; L-amino acid transmembrane transporter activity. Bases 130 to 1722 code for a protein of 530 amino acids. Gene Ontology annotation, cellular component: membrane.
UCGGCGCACGCCGCCCACCGCCGCCGGAACAAAAGGGGCGGCAGCGCUGCAUGGUGGCGGCCCCGCGCCCUGCCCCCCCGCCCCGCUCCGCGCCGCUCCGCGCCCCGCUCCGCUCCGCUCCGCGCCACCAUGUCGGGCAGCGGCGGCGCCGGCAGCCCCGGCAGCAGCGGGGUGAAGAAGCGGAGCCCGGCGGGCUCGGCCGCCUCGCUGGCGCAGGAGGAGGAGAAGCAGGCGAUGGAGAAGAUGCUGGAGGCGGCGGAUGGCGGGGCGCAGGAGAACGGCUGCGUCCGCUCGCCCUCGCCCUGCGCCUCCGCCGAGGCCGAGGGGGUGACCCUGCAGCGCUCCAUCACGCUGCUCAACGGCGUGGCCAUCAUCGUCGGCACCAUCAUCGGCUCCGGCAUCUUCGUCACCCCCACGGGCGUGCUGCGGGAGGCCGGCUCGCCCGGGCUGUCGCUGGUGGUGUGGGCCGUCUGCGGGGCCUUCUCCAUCGUGGGUGCCCUCUGCUACGCCGAGCUGGGCACCACCAUCACCAAGUCCGGCGGGGACUACGCCUACAUGCUGGAGGUGUACGGCUCCCUGCCCGCCUUCCUCAAGCUCUGGAUAGAGCUGCUCAUCAUCCGGCCCUCCUCGCAGUACAUCGUCGCUCUGGUCUUCGCCACCUACCUGCUCAAGCCCAUCUUCCCCGUCUGCCCGGUGCCCGACGAGGCUGCCAAGCUGGUGGCCUGUCUCUGCGUCCUGCUCCUCACAGCAGUGAACUGUUACAGCGUGAAAGCUGCUACUCGUGUUCAGGAUGCCUUUGCUGCGGCCAAGCUGCUGGCGCUGGCUCUGAUCAUCAUUCUUGGCUUCGUGCAGCUUGCAAAGGGUGACGUGACAAGCCUGACUCCUGAGCGCUCCUUCGAGGGCACAAAAGUAGGCGUGGGGAACAUCGUGUUAGCUUUGUACAGCGGUCUCUUUGCCUAUGGAGGAUGGAAUUACUUGAAUUUUGUUACAGAAGAGAUGAUAAAUCCCUACAGAAACCUGCCUCUGGCUAUCAUCAUCUCACUACCUGUAGUCACUUUGGUUUAUGUGCUGACAAACUUGGCUUACUUCACGACCCUGUCGACAGACCAGAUGCUGAUGUCCGAGGCCGUGGCUGUGGAUUUUGGGAACUAUCACCUUGGCGUCAUGUCCUGGAUCAUACCUGUCUUUGUUGGUUUGUCAUGCUUUGGAUCCGUUAAUGGAUCUCUCUUCACUUCUUCCCGGCUGUUCUUUGUGGGGUCCCGAGAAGGACACUUGCCUUCAAUCCUGUCUAUGAUUCACCCCAGACUUCUCACUCCUGUGCCAUCCCUCAUUUUUACGUGCAUCAUGACCCUGCUCUAUGCCUUCUCCAACAACAUUUUCUCAGUCAUCAACUUCUUCAGCUUCUUCAACUGGCUCUGCGUGGCUCUGGCCAUCAUCGGCAUGAUGUGGUUGCGUUACAAGAAGCCAGAGCUGGAGAGGCCCAUCAAGGUGAACAUCUGCCUGCCCAUUUUCUUCAUCCUGGCCUGCUUGUUUCUCAUUGCUGUUUCCUUCUGGAUGACGCCGAAGGAAUGUGCGAUUGGCUUUGCAAUCAUCUUCAGUGGGAUCCCUGUUUACUUCUUUGGGGUCUGGUGGCAAAACAAGCCCAAGUGGGUUCUCCAAGGCAUCUUCUCUGCAACAGUCCUGUGCCAGAAGCUGAUGGAAGUGGUUCCACAAGAAUCAUAAGCAGGAAAAGCAGAGACAUUCAGCUCGAGGAAACGCACAAUAUUAUUUUAAGACAACACAAGGAGAAAAUGCUUCUGAUCCCUCGUAAACGAAACCUAGGCACUGGAGCAGCCCGUUGGAGCUCUUCGUGUCUGACAGCACGCCCCCAGCUCUGCCUUGCCUCCUCCAGCCCCUCCAUCACCACCCUUUAGCCUGGCAGAUGAGCAGCCCUGAGAUGAGAAGUUCUUGGUACGAACGUGGGUCAGAAGGAGGAAUUCCUGCUGGCAGCUUCAAAGGGGUCCUGCCUGCCCGGCAGCAGCGAGUCCGAUCAGCAUCUCUGUGUGUGUGUGAUACCGAGAGCUGUACUUCAGUUCCAUGUAGGCUUACUGGGCUUGGGUCUGGGAUCCCUCAGAUGAUGGCAGAUCUGCUUGCAAGCCUGGUUUGAGUGUUUUCAGCCUUACAAACGUGCCUGGGGCUGGGACUGUCACAGAGCUGCAGGGUGGUUCUGAGCCUGGCCCUCCUGCCUUACCUAGUCAAGGGAGGGUGGUUGGGAAGCAAAGGUUGGCUGAAGAUGGCUCAUGUGCUCACACACACACAAACUCAUACCAAAAUACAUGCUGCUGGAUGCUUUGACUGUGUCCACUGGAGUGACUUAGGUGAGACAAGGCAGAGCAGUGUCAGUGUCAGACAAAUGAUGUGGGGAGGCCUCAUCUGACUUUCAUUGCGUUCCUGACUAGAGCACUCAGGGUCCCCUGCCACUGUCUGGCUUUAAACUCUCAGAUCCAAGCCAUCUCCCUGCUACUGAGCCGGUCCUCUGGGAUGCUUUUCACCAAACGUCCAUCCCAUGGCCCUGUGAAUUAGCACUGGGGCAGGUGCAGGCCUGAGGGUGGAGUUCCUCCUGAUAAACCCAGGAAAUUGCAAUUAUCAGAAGGCCAAGUCCUUGGCUUGCUCACUCCAUGUUUUUCCGCAGAUAAGCUAUCGUCCAGCAUGGGAUGAGCAACACCAUGCUCUCCGAAUGGCCCUGUUCAUUGCCUGCAGUGUGAUUCGUGUUUUCCCCUGAACCAUUUGCAAAGAGAAAAUAAGGGUGGGAUUCCCUUAGCUCAUUCCCUGGGGUCUGUCUGUGCAUUGCCUGUUGCCAUGCCCUCCGUUAUGCUGUGUCUCUUCUAGAACGUGCAGUGGAGAUGGGACCAGCUGGAUCUGGGGGCACAGAAAAGGGCAGAUGUCCCCAGAACGGCUGGAGCCUGGCUUUAAUCUUGGGCUGCUGUAGAUGGUCUGUUUGGCUCUAAGAAGUAGGGCCUGGGGGCCUCGGAACUGCAGCAUUUGGCUUGGUGAGAUGCCCCCACCAACACCCUCCCAUUCAGGGAGUGGUCUCUGAGCAUAAAACCCACAAUCCGCAUGUGAAAUCUUGUUUUGCUGUUGUGGGUGGUGCAGUCCCAUCCCCUGACCCCACCCCAAAUCUCUCUAGUUCCCGAGUAGCCAAAACUGUCCUCUUAGGAACACGUUGCUUCAUUUGGUCAAAAGCAUCACCUUUUCAGCAAAACUGCAGUUCUUGAACAAUUUGCUUAUUACGCCUCUGCGCUCAAGGUGAUAGUUGGAAAUCAAAAGCAUCUUUUUCCCCAUAAGGGAGCUGCUUCAGUCUCUGCUACAGAUCUUUGUGCUUGUGCUUUGUGCAAAUGGGUUGUUGAACUACUUUUUCUCCUCAUUAUUUUUGUAACCUAAGCCAUUUGGAAGCCGGGAUCCUCCAAAAGCUAAUGCUUUCUCCUUGUAGCAUAGAGUUAUUUUGGAUGAAGAGGCAUUAAGGACACCAAUGGUACUAGCUCAUGCUUUGUCCUUGUAAGAAGUUCCUUAGCAAAAAAAAAAGUGUGUGUUCUAGCAGGUGGCAGCUUCUGUUCAAGUGUGUGUGACAAUGACCGUGCCUAUGUCAGCGAGUAUCUAUGUGCAGCUUUUUGCUAUUGCUUCAUCAGCCACGCAUCUUUACUUUGAGGCAGUGCAGGAGGAACGGGCGAGACAAUCAUCACGCUGAAAAACUUUGCUGUCAGGUUGCUUAUUCAAUGGCAGCACCAUGUAGAGAUACCCAGGCCAGCUCAGGUGCCACUUCAUGUGUUUUAGUGUUGAGCUUUCCAGGAGCUAAGUUAACCUGUGGAGAGUUGCAGCUGGUUUGGGUGUACCUACAGUGCAGAAGAACCCAAAGUUUAUGGCCAGUGCCUGGCUGUUCAGGGACCUACGUGCAAUGAAUUGGAGCAUCUCCGAUCCAGUGCCUGCGGAGAGGCGUUUGCAUAAAUAAGGUCAUGAACCAUAAAACCUAAACUCAAUUUUUGGAAUCCUCGUCCAGCUGAAGGCUGAGAUGUUUUGGCAGGGUAGUGAUGGGAAAUUGCUGCUUAUGCUGGACCUGUGUCAUGGAGCGAGAACCUCAGUCUGUCACCUUCCACUUGGUCUGCAGCUUUUUUGGCUGUAGCGGUCUCAGAGCCAGCUUCCUGCAGGGCCUGGGUUCAGUGGAGGGACUCAGUGCUAGCAGAUACCAGCAGAAUUAUUUGUGAUGCAAAGGAAAGGGAUUUUAGCUCUCAUCCACCUCAGUCCAACAUAAAUUAGCACUCAAGUCCCAUCCACAGAGCGCUCAGAAAUGGGUCCAAAUCUCCCAGAGGCGUGGGGUUACUUGGUUUGGACACAUCUUUAAACGAGUUUCAUCAGUGAUGAAGACCAUCACUACAUUAUAUCCUCUUGGUGAACCUUUUCACACUGGUUUUGACAAGGAGAUGUCACACUGAGAAAUAUUUUUUUAUUAAUUAACCAAUCUUAAUUAAAUCCUUAACUCGCUUGCUGGCUCUUUAUGAAUAUUCAUGAUUUUUCACUUGCUGCUGAAGAUCUUUCUCUUGUACUAACCUGCUGGCUCUGGCAUUGAUACCAUAUGUUUCAUGGUGAUCUUGCCAGCAUCUCCCUGGCAAUAGAGCUACAGGAAGAAACUGAACCAGGUACCAGCACAGAAUGACAAAAAUGUUGAACAGCUCACAUCUCAAUGCUGACCUUUCAAAAACCUGACUUCUUUUAUCCCUGAUUCAUUGACCGCAAUAGUUCCCCAGCACCACUAGUGCUUGGUGAUACGGCUGUAAGAGGUUGGGUUGUUUUUUUCCUGGAGGCUAGGGAGAUAAAGAGUAAGGGGGUAAAACUGAAUUUCAUUUUAUAAAGAAAACACAAUAAAAUAAUUUCUCGAGUGGGUGAAACUGAUGCUAACAGCAUCUGCUGUCCAGUGUGACAGCUUGUAACACAGAUCAGCAGACAGGAGUGUCUCCUGCCCUCAGGGGCAUGCCGUGUUCAGCUGGAUUUUGGUAUGGCAAGAGAGACAGAAUACAUCCCCAUGAAGACUUCCUUGCUGCUUGAUUUCCUGAAAUGUGGAAUGACACAUGUCACAGAGGGUGAAAUGAGCAACAGAGACUUCACAGAAAAUUUCUUAUCUUUCCCAGCACUGGAUGUGGGAUUUUUUUCUGUUGUUUCUCUGCUUGUGCUCUUUUGAGCCUGUGAUCAGUCACAUCUGUUGCAAGCCAGCAAGGGAGAUAAACCCUUGCCGCAAAGGAUACAUAGAACCACAGUGACCAUGAGUUUAUUUUCCUAAACAGUAGCUACAGUUAAAGGAUGUUCCAUGUGAAUCUAUUUCAUAUGGCAAAGAUAGCUGGAGUGGUCAUGUCAGUGGAAUCAUGGAAUUGUUUAGAUUGGAAGAGACCUUUAAGAUCAUCAGGUCCAACUGUGGAGCCAAGGCUAUGUAUUUCUGCAAGCAAUGGCAGUGCUGCAGUAGCCCCUCGGUCCUUGUACUAAACCCCCCUUUCAAUUAUUGCUACUCUUAGCUUGUUUUUAAGUGUUCAGACUCCCAGGCAGUUGGUGGUUGGGGUGUGCACGGAAUAGCAUCCUGCAGGGGUUGCUCAACAGUAGGGCAGGGGUGUGCAGGAGCUGGGGGCCGGGCACUUCCUUACCCCUUGGGUUCCUCUUUCUGAACAAGAAACCUUCCUGACUGAGAGGGGAACCAGCCCCGCUCAGCCCUGCAAAAUCUCCUGGCCAAAAUUCGGGGGGAUUUAGGUCAUCUUGGGUAGAAUGUAUUAUUAUUUUUUUUUAAACUUCCUGCAGUAUUUGCAGUGUUUUCCAUCUCGGAUACCAUGUUCUGGUAAACACGCUUUUGUUUUUAAUGGCACCCUCUGUGGAUACUAAGUUCAAAGGGACUCUGUCACUGUUGAACAAACUUUAACGACCCUUCAACUGGAUUGAGGUUUGUAAUAAGUGGCUUUGUUGUCCUCCGAGCCCUCUCCCUGUGGGUGGCUCAGGCAGGACAAUAAAUUGGGCUCCUCCGCUGUGGGUCUGCCCAGGAGCGGAGCCCGUGAGGGGCAGUGGUUUUGCAGCAGAGGUCUUUGCCGUGGCUGCCACUUCCCAACAUGGGGAGGUGUUUGCAGUGACAGAGUCCUGGUCCAGCUGUGGGAAAUCACAGGGAAGGCUUCCACUCAGUCUGGAAAGGUACCCGUGCCUUCAGCCGAGACUGCAGUGUCCUUGGGCUUUAAUAAAAAAUAAAAAUAAAAAUAAAAAAAAGAAAAAAAGGAAAUGACCAAAUGUCAUUACACAACACUCUGGCUGUUUGGGGCUAUUCUUGUGGGAUGCCAGCUUUUUCAUCAACCCGUUGCACAACUCCAUUUCUAGUGACAUCAAAGGGGAAGGCAACGUUGGCUAUUGAGAAAGGGCUGGAACAAAGCUUCCUACUGGAGCUUGGGAAAGGGCAGCCCAGGGGUGGGAUGGCUCUGGUUCCCCUGCAGGGCUCAUGCUGAGGUCUGCUGGCCAGUGUCGCAACCUCGGCAGAGCCCUGUGUACUGAAUCACAGCUUUGUGCUGGCCCUGGGAGCUUGGCGAGCAUCUCCAGCUGUGGGCCGGGCCAGCACGGCUGGAGCCGGCGGUGCCUGGCUGCUGACCAGGGAGCACAGCAGCCGACUUCCUGCGGCGAUGGGAAUCUGCUCCCGUGCCUCCGCUGGGGACCUUGCCCAGGCUGGGGCAUCCCUUGAGACCUUGGCACCGAGGGAUGCUCAAAGGGCUCUCCAUUUCUGGUAGCUUCUUGAGGAGUUACAGCCCGCCAGCCUUAUGCUGGUUUUGCCCGUACUUGACAAGUUUCUUCCCAGUUUACAUGGUCCAAACUGGAACUAGUAGGUGGGGUGUGGGGGGGGGUGCGUGUGUGCGUGGGAUGCUCUGGGCUUGGUGGAACGAAGAGCUCCCCGUUUGGUGCAGAUGCUCUCACCCACAAGAUGUAGUAGCAGGAAAUGUGGCUCGGGUUAGGUCCCCCCUAAGGAACCAAUGUCCAGAGGAUUAUUUCUUUGCUUUUAGCCCCCUGUUCCUUGCGUGAGAAGGGGUGUUGCUUCCUCCAGCUGUUGAAGUGUUAAUGAGAAAAAAAAAUUAUUUUUUUAAAUAUUGAAUUAAUUUUUAAAUGGCCUAAAAGAGACUUUAUAUCUACAUCUAAAUUGUUCCCGUUGGGUGAUGUUCAUCUCUGCGCAGGGGCUCUGUAAGCACUCGGAUGCUCUCCUGCAUCCCAGCCAGCGGGACGUGGCACUGCAGGGCCUGGCUGCAUCUCCUGCGCUGGGAUGAAUAUCACAUGUAGGGAAAAAGUCCUUAUCUGUUCAGAGGACAGGGUGAGGUCUGUGUCCCACCUAAAUCCAUGCAAAAGGAGAAUUUCAAGUGGUACCCAGACCUUGCACUGGCCCGCAGAACAUAAAGAGGGUGAAAUUCACUUGUAGUGAAUAAUCUGACGCGUCAGAGAUACCGUUCUUCUAAAGUUUGUAUUUUUGUUGGUUUUUUAAAAACACAGAAAAAAAAAGAUCUUAACAUACAGAAGAAAAUCUAGAUCUGAUUUACAAUUUUGUUAUAUUUGAUUGCUUUAAAAAUAUUUUACUAAUUUAAAUGUUGCUGUAGAUGACUAUUUAUUUUAAGGGGUAAAUAUCUUUUAGUCUUAAUACUUCUACAGUAAGCGCUGUCUAUUUACAACGUUUGUGUUCCUGUCAACACAGCUAUUCCACGACUGACUGAGUGCUGGUCAGCCAGUAGUAACUUAAUCAAAUUGCCUUGUAAAACAAGAUGUCUCCUGCAAUGGAUUUUUUCUAGUAUUUCUUGAUUCUUUUAUGUCUGUGUUUAACAAAUCUGUUAAAUGUUUGGGUUGUUCUAUGUUUUGGGUCAUUGUUUUGUUUUUUUUUUUUAACAAAGAAAGCUGAAUUACAA